Messenger RNA from Mercenaria mercenaria, 978 nucleotides. Its product is annotated as heat shock 70 kDa protein 12A-like. The transcript is spliced from 3 exons. Bases 1 to 978 code for a protein of 325 amino acids. The record is from RefSeq and is a predicted model, not a curated record. NCBI's taxonomy places the organism in Eukaryota, Metazoa, Mollusca, Bivalvia, Venerida, Veneridae.
AUGGAUGAUGUCAAGGGCAGGAAGUUGAAGGUCAUUGAUGUGUAUGGAGCUGUGAUUAAAUACCUUAAGGACCACUUGCUUAACCUGUUAAAGAUCAAGGGCAUGCAAGUUUCGAAUGAAGAUUUCCAUUGGGUGUUAACUGUGCCUGUUGUAUGGGACGCCUCCGCAAAAAUGUUGAUGAGAAAAGCUGCUCAGAAGAAGGCCGACAUAAAUGGUCGACUGUUGUCGAUAGUGCCGGAAUCAGAGGCAGCCAGUUUGUACUGUCAGUUGCUUCCUACAGACAGGAUAAAUGGAUCGGAAGACGCCAAAUCUGCUUUAUCUUAUCCUGGAACUAAAUACAUGGUCAUUGAUUUAGGAGGUGACACGGCUGACUUCACAGUGUUCGAACGUCAGGCAGAUGGUGCACUCAAGGUACUCCACAAAGAGAGCAAUGAUACUCUUGGUGGAGUCAAUGUCAAUUAUUUAUUCUACCAACUGCUUAUAAGAAUAAUAGGUGGUCCAGUGUAUCAACAUUUUGUUGAUGAAAAGAAAUCAGACCAUUUACAUUUACAACGAGAACUUGAAACCAAAAAGCAAACAGUCACACCUAACUCAACAGGAAAAGUUACAAUAAAUGUCCCAGUUGUGAUUGUGAAGACAUAUAAAGAUGAAAUGAAAGAAGACAUUAAAGAAGCUAUAGAUGGGUCACCUUACACUGGUAAAAUUACCUGGGUUGGAGACAAAAUGAGGAUAGAGGCACAAAUAUUUAAAAACUUGUUUAAACCUUGCACUGAUAAAAUAGUAGCUCACAUUAAAGACUUACUGAAACAACCUGAUAUUAAAGGGACAAAUCUAUUUUUAAUGGUAGGUGGGUUUUCUGAGUCUGUCAUGCUUCAAGAUGCCAUUAUGAAAGAACUUCCAAUGGGCAAGGUCAUCAUUCCAGUAGAGACAGGGCUAGCCGUGUUGAAAGGUGCUGUGAUGUACGGUCUUCGUCAUUAG